Molecule: messenger RNA, 460 nt
Organism: Paramuricea clavata
Lineage: Eukaryota; Metazoa; Cnidaria; Anthozoa; Malacalcyonacea; Plexauridae
Source: the annotation of a GenBank genome assembly
AUGAUGUUAUCAAAGAAGGCAAAAGUCAUUCCUGAAAGGUACCAUAGCCAUCCGUUAAACCGAAAAGAGGAUGCAAAAUUAUCCGAGUAUAGUCUAACACCUGAGCAAAGGGAAUCUACCUGGAACCAGCUGCACAAGAACUUAUUCUCUCAUCAAAAUCAGGUACUAGGUUAUCAAGGAAACCAAAAUUUUACCUGCGAAAUUGUGAAACCGUUUUUUGACAUCGUAAUCAACAAUGCGGGAGAUCCAUUCUCAGGACAAACGCAAUAUGCACUGAACACUAAGGUCAUCGAAUGUAGCGUGCUGAAUUAUUUUGCUAAACUCUGGAAAAUACAUCACGCCGAUUCUCCAAACGAGGACGAACGGACAUACUGGGGUUAUGUUGCGUCCAUGGGCUGCACUGAAGGUAAUCAUCUCGCAUUGUAUAACGCAAGGGAGUAUUUAGCCGGAAUGCCUCUCA